Larimichthys crocea (large yellow croaker) is the source of this 494-nucleotide messenger RNA. RefSeq names its product general transcription factor IIH, polypeptide 5 (gene gtf2h5). Lineage: Eukaryota; Metazoa; Chordata; Actinopteri; Sciaenidae. The record is from RefSeq and is a predicted model, not a curated record. The coding region runs from base 126 to 341 and encodes 71 amino acids. Gene Ontology annotation, biological process: transcription by RNA polymerase II; nucleotide-excision repair; transcription initiation at RNA polymerase II promoter. Gene Ontology annotation, cellular component: transcription factor TFIIH core complex; transcription factor TFIIH holo complex. The transcript is spliced from 3 exons.
CAGAAAUCUCUUGCGCAAUAAAAUUGUCCCUCGGUUCACACCGUACAUGAUCCCACAACAGAGGAAGCGAGCUCAGCAGCUAUCAGGUUUUCAAAAUAAAGGACUUCUUCUCUGCUCCUGUCAACAUGGUCAACGUACACAAAGGUGUCCUUGUUGAAUGUGAUCCUGCCAUGAAACAGUUCCUCCUCUACCUGGAUGAAAAAAUGGCUCUGGGCAAAAAGUUCAUCCUCAAGGACCUCGACGACACACACUUGUUCAUCCUGGCAGAGGUGGUUCACACCCUCCAGGAGAGAGUUGGCGAGUUGAUGGACCAGAAUUCAUUCCCGGUCACGCAGAAAUAACACCUGACUUUUUUUUUUAAAAUAACUUUUUCGUUGGACAGUUUGAGUGUUGGGCUUUAAAUGAAAAUGUGAAAAGUGGUUUGCAAUGUUUUAACUGCAGACUUAAGUUUGUUUUUGUAUGAAUGUUAGAAACAUAAAGUUGUGUUGGCUUCA